This is a messenger RNA of Rhizophagus irregularis DAOM 181602=DAOM 197198, 1188 nucleotides long. Lineage: Eukaryota; Fungi; Glomeromycota; Glomeromycetes; Glomerales; Glomeraceae. The record is from RefSeq and is a predicted model, not a curated record.
AUGGAAGUCAACAAAGACGAAGCACUUAGGAGCUUGGAAAUUGCACGAAGCAAAUUAGCUUCAGGAAAUAUAGCUGUAGCAAUUAAGUUUGCUCAAAAAUCUAUUAAUUUAUAUCCGACGCCUGAAGCUCAAGAUUUUCUUAAAAGAGUUGAGAAUAAUAAAACUACAACACAAACAACUGGGAAAGAAAAUGAUCACCAUAGAAAAGCUUCACCUACACCGCCCUCACCGUCAAGCUCUUCUAGAGAACAUAAACAAGGAAGACAAACUAAAGAAUAUACUAAAGAACAAGUUGAUGCUGUCAAACGAAUAAGAGCUUGUGGAGUACAUGAUUUUUAUGCUAUACUUGGUAUAAGUAAAGAUGCUAGCGAUUUGGAAGUCAAAAAAUCUUAUCGAAAGUUAGCGUUACAGAUGCAUCCGGAUAAGAAUGGUGCUCCGGGAGCAGAUGAAGCUUUCAAGUUGGUUAGUAAAGCAUUCCAAGUUUUAAGUGAUCCACAAAAGCGUGCAGCCUUUGACGAAAAUGGGAUUGAUCCGGAUUCACGUAAUACUGGAAUGCCAUCAGGGUUUGGAGGUGCACGAUUUAACGCAAAUGGAGCGGUUUUUGCUGAUGAUAUUUCACCUGAAGAAAUAUUUAAUAUGUUUUUCAAUACAGACACGACAUUUGUUGGACCAGGAUUUAGAGCACGUAGAUUUCAAAGAGCAUCGCCUAAUGGAGACGGUGUACAAGAACAACAAUCAUCGGCAUUUCUUACAUUUCUUCAACUAUUACCACUUAUUUUACUUUUCUUAUUUUCAUUAUCAUCGAAUUGGCUGACACCAAUUCCGGAACCAAUACCACCAUAUUCACUUCAACAAACCAGCCACCAUACGCAUACAAAAUAUACAAAUUUAUUAAAUGUUCAAUAUUUUGUAGAUCCAAAAUCAUUUUCAUCAUUCGAGCAAAAUCCAAGAAAAUUACAGAGAGUUGAAGAUAAUGUUGAAGUUACAUAUGUUAAGUCGUUAACAUCACAAUGCAAUAAUGAGGCAAUUUAUAGACAUCGAAAAAUAAAUGAAGCAAGUGGUUGGGUAUUUCGUGAUGAAGAAAAGUUAAAAGAGGCUCAGCAAAUAAAAAUGCCUAAUUGUGAGAAAUUAAUGGAACUAAGUAAAACUAAAAGAUAUAAUGAAGUACGGAGGAUGAUGAGAUCAUAA